AAAUAUCUCCCUCCUUUCCAUCCCACACUCCCCCCACCGUUUACCGUAUAGACCACAACACGCGAACAACACAAAGACAUCAAUCUCUUGUUGUUGUUGUUGUUGUUUUUCCAGAAUGGACCCUUGUCCUUCAUCGAACACGAACACCGUGAACGGUUUCUACACGUUCGUGAGCCGGGGAAUGGAGGAGCUGGAGCGAGCCUUCCUAGCCAACAACAACUUCAUCUCCGUCCAGUUCCUCCAGAAGGUGGUGUCCCUCCUCCGCUCCCUCCACACCCAGCUCACCCUUCUCGUCCACAAGCUCCAGCUCCCCCUCGGCGACAAGUGGCUCGACGAGUACAUGGACGAGACCUCCAAGCUCUGGGAAACCUCCCACCUCCUUAAGUCCGCCAUCUCCAACUUCGAACCUUUCUACUCACAGGGCUUCAACCUUCUCUCCUCCCUCGACUCAUCCCACCCCCACCUCUCCCCCCAGAUAGUGAGGGCGAUAUCAGGGUGUAGAAGAGAGGCUUUGGGAUUGGAGGAGCAGAACCGUGCUCUGAUGGAGACUCGGAUCCACACGCUGUGUCUGCGUUUAGACGAGAGGGUGUCCGUGGAGUCUAAGCUGAACGGCUUCAACGGCUUCAGGGGAGUUCUCUACGCAAUGAGGAACGUGAGUUCGAUGCUUUUAAUGAUCCUGCUGCACGGUUUGGUCUACUGCUGGCCGGAAACCUCGGAGUUGGUCGCCGGAGGGUACGAGGGAGGGAGGAUGUUUCUGGGGUCGGCGGUGAUGGUAUCGGCGGCGAGACUGAGGCAGCGGGUGGCGGUGGAGAUGCGCGGCGCGGCGGGGCCGGGGAUUUUGCUGUACGAGUUUAGGAGGGCUAGGGUGGCUGUGGAGGAGCUGAGAGGGGAAUUGGAGGAAGCCGAAGGUGGUGUUAGGGAGAGAGUGGAGAGUGUUAGAGUGUGUUUUGGGGUGCUUAGAUCUGGAGCUGAGAACAUUGUUUGCCAGCUUGAUGAUUUCUUUGAUGAGAUUGUGGAGGGGAGGAAGAAGCUUUUGGAUUUUUGCAGUCAUAGGUAAAAAAAAAAAAUGAUGGUAAAUAGUUUUUAGAAGUUAAAAUAAAAAAAAAAGAAAAGAAAAGAAGAAUGCGCUCAUUUCUUGUUUGCUCGAUUAAUUAAAGAGGGGCAUGUGGUUGAAAAAAAUGAAAGGUAGAAAAUGGUUUUUGCUUUGUUGUUCGGUUUUUUUUUUUUUUGUUCACUUUUUAAUUGAAGAGCUAGAAAUGAAACAGAUGAUUUGUUUGGAUCUUGUUUAAGGUUUUGUUAAUUACGGGUAAACUCGAUUGAUUGAUGAGAUGAGAGGAUGAAACCGCAAUUGCGGUUAGAAGGGAAUUGCUGACUGAUAAUAUGUUUUCUAAAGCUAAGAUGUUGAGAGGUUGACCUAAGUUUGAAAUUUUGUGUAAGUAAACGAAGAGGGUGUUAUUGUUAAAGAAACAAAUGGGUGACCCCAAAAAUGUGAAACAGAAAAGGAGUAACUAAAGAUCAGUUAUUCACUUCUCAGUUGCUGAAGAUUGUUGUGCCUUUUUAAUAUUUUCAAUUAUUUGAAGCAUAUAAUGCCAAUUUGGUGGA
Molecule: messenger RNA, 1602 nt
Organism: Glycine soja
Lineage: Eukaryota; Viridiplantae; Streptophyta; Magnoliopsida; Fabales; Fabaceae
Exons: 2
Coding region: 116-1057 (313 amino acids)
Source: RefSeq, a predicted model, not a curated record